ACAUUAAUUGAGGAGAGUUACAAUGCAAAACAACAUUUUUAACAAUUGGUGUGGUCAUUGGAAACGCUGUUUACAAAAGAAGACAUGAAUGGUUCAUGAAGGCUUUUCAAAUCAGGCAUGAUUAUUUCGCUGGAUAGAGGAAAAUACCAGAGUUUAGGCUUUGAUUUUGUUAGCUGGUGUCCAUUGCCAUCUUAUUGUGCAGAGGAAAUACCGAGGGCGUGUUUGAUGUCAGUGGAAGUGUGUCGGGGUUUUUGUGGAAAGGGUGGAGAGAGGACUUGGAGAAGGAGAGAGACACCCGGAGUUACCUCAUUUGGUGAGCUCCAAGUUGCUGUAAUUUGCUGCUACCGUGCUGUUCGUGCAGCUUUACCUUCUUUUUAUUGGCCGCCACUGCUGCAGCUUUGACACCACAACUCCAACAAAGUGCAUUAGUAUGAAGUGUUUUGUAAGUGUUGUCUGCUGGGAAUCUCUUGUGGACUCAGACGUCUUUUGAGAUUGGUUUAAAUGUAUAUGCGUUGGGGUACUGCUUGUGUCCCGUUUAAUAAUUAAAAUUCAUCUGU
This is a messenger RNA of Rubroshorea leprosula, 557 nucleotides long. The record is from the annotation of a GenBank genome assembly. Lineage: Eukaryota; Viridiplantae; Streptophyta; Magnoliopsida; Malvales; Dipterocarpaceae.